UGAGUCGAGAGUGCAAUCCCCAUUUUUUUCGCUGCUGUGGUGCGUGGUCCGACGGAGAUCUGUUUUGUUUAUCGCACUUUUUGGCCCGCAAAACCACCUCUGGCGAAGAAAAAGUGUGUUCCAGUUGGAGUUCAAGUGUGAAUCUAGUGCAUUUGCGUAUAUUCAACUGCGAAAAUUAGUGCCAAAUGGGUGAAAAGUGCGUUUGAAAAACCGACUACGAAGAAAUUUCCUCGUUUUCCCUCGGAAGAAGAUCCAUCAAUAAAAGAAGGGCACCAGCAACGGAGAUUGGCCUUCGUGGAGGGGAGAAGCAAUAAGAUAAAAAAAAGUGUUAUUCGCGGGUGACUUCCGUGAAAUCCAUAAUACGGGUGCGGAGAACACGAAGAAAAAAUGCGUGAAAAGCAAACAUCAUGGUUGAGGUGUAUUUAGUGACAUGGAAAAGUUUUCCCGUUGAUGGGAACGAACUGUAGUGCGCGAUUCAGUGUUUCGACCCUGUCGUCGGUGCUGUGUUUUCUGGGAGCAGCCAUUUCUUCUUUCGGCGGUGGCGGAACGCGUUUCUUCGCGAGAGGUUCCCUGCGCUGAUUGUGUUUGUGAAGAUUUUUAUUCUCACGCACACAGUCAGGAAAGGCGCGACGGCGACGACGACAACGGUGGCACUGGUGAUUCUGCCUCUGGCUCUUAUGGCUGGCCUGGCUACACGAAGAAGAUUGAAUGAGUGGCUUCGUCGAUGAUGGGGAGUUCAAUUCGGUGCUGCUUCUGCCAUAGCGGUUUGAUAUAAAGAAUGGAUAGUAUACAAACAGUGGAUUGGAUCUAUCGUUCAUCUAUAUAAUAGUGAAGUGUUGAACUAUAACCGAGUGGCUAAAUGCUGAAUAGAAGAUACGGAAUAGUAGUGCAGUGCAUAUUGACAGGAGCGGAAGUGUGAGUGUUGGGCGGGAUUCCGCACCACACCAGGAAUGAUAAUUUCUACGAGAAGAACGGUGACGAAACCAGCUGCUGCCUGCUGCGGUAGCUUCUUCGUUCUCUGCCCAUCAUUGGGAGGGUUGUGUUAGAGAAGUGGCAAACGUGAGCGCAAGUCUGCACGCAAUGGACGGAUAUUUCGGGAAUUCGUUUGCCGUCACGAGGUGGAUUAUUGAAUGUAUCGGUAGAAUGUAGCAACCGGAAGAAAACUGUCGUUUCCAUUCAAUAUGUUACUUAUAUCUGGGAAUAGGUUGCCUUCGGAAUAAAGUGAAAUCGUAUAAAGUGACUCAUGAAAAAUUGGCUUAGUGUUAUUAAGUGAUAAAAGUGUGUAAGAAAACAAAAGUGCAAAUAAAAUGGCAACCCCCAACUAUAAAGAGCUUAAGCUUCAGUCCCCGGCUGGAGCGGAACCUUUCCUAUACAAUUGGCCUUUCUCGAUUGGCGGAGGAAGCGACAACGGCGGAAGUGAGCUCAUCGAGAAUGUGCGCUGGGUGUGCGAAGACAUGCCGGAGAUCAAAUCCGCCAUAGAAGAAAUCAACCUGAACGAGAUCGACACGGGAGAUUACGACGCGCUGAAGACUCUGUGCGAUCGUUUCAAUAAAGCAAUCGACAGCGUGACGGCGUUGGAGAAAGGCACCUCCCUUUCCAGCCAACGAUUCACGUAUCCCUCGAGGGGUCUUCUACGUUACAUAGUUCAACAAGUCUACAAUCAAGCAGUUGUAGAGCCGGAGAAACUGAAUCAGUAUGAGCCGUUCUCGCCAGAAGUGUACGGCGAGACGUCGUUCGACCUAAUCUGCCAAAUGAUCGAUGAGAUCAAAAUCUCCGCCGAAGAUGUGUUCGUUGACCUCGGCUCUGGAGUCGGACAGGUUGUGCUUCAGAUGGCCGCUUCGACGCCAGUUAAAAUUUGCUACGGAAUAGAGAAAGCCGAUGUUCCGUCGCGUUACGCCGAAGGUAUGAAUGCUACCUUCAAAAUGUGGAUGCGGUGGUUCGGCAAGAAAUAUGGCGACUAUGAACUCAUCAAAGGAGAUUUCCUAGCGGAUGAACACCGUGAGAAAAUAAUGUCCGCAACAAUCGUCUUUGUGAACAAUUUCGCUUUCGGUCCAAACGUGGAUCAUUCACUCAAAGAACGGUUCGCCGAUCUGCGAGACGGCGCCAGAAUAGUGUCAUCAAAAAGCUUUUGUCCGUUAAACUUUAGAAUCACGGACCGCAAUCUUAGUGACAUAGGCACUAUCAUGCAUGUCAGUGAAAUGACGCCCCUGAAAGGAUCUGUUUCGUGGACCGGCAAACCCGUCUCAUACUAUCUUCACAUUAUCGAUCGCACCAAAUUAGAAAGAUACUUCCAACGACUAAAGACAAAAGGAAAUGAGAAUGAUAACCAAGCUAGUGGAAGCACCAAUACCCGUGCAUCGAGAUCUAAGAAAGAUAAAAGUGAAAAAGCAAUUACAAAUGACGACAGCACUACUGAUAGUGAGGCAGAAGCUGCAGGUUCAGCUAAUAGAAAACAACAAUGGUCAGAUUGGUGCAGCGGUAAAGAAAAAGAAAGCAGUCAAUCGGAGGAAGAAAACAACAACUCUCCUGUGCUGCGUAAUGGGCGGAUUCCCGUUGCAACUAAGAAACGUAAAAAGAUAACGAGACCCAAAACCACCAAGAAGGAUCCCGUGACGUUAGCUGCCCAACAAGCAGCGAAGGAAGCGCAGGCCGCUGUUACCAAACGAAGAGGACGAGUAAAGAAAGGUCGACAGCGUAGGGCUCUGAAAAUUAAUGGACUAGACCUUUUACAUAGUGAAACCUUGCUGAGUACGUCUGACCAAGCUAUCGGGAAGCGAUUACCUCCUGCACCCGGGUGUGUAGAUCAGUUACUCACCUCUCUGGCAGGGGACAUGCAACAUACAGAGCUCGAUAUUCCAGACGCUCCAUCCGAGACACCAUACGGACUGCAAAUUUUAUUGGAUUUGUACAAAGCUCAGUUUAUGAAAGCUAUAGAAACAAUGCGGAAAUCUUCUUAUAAAGAUAAUGUUCAGCAUCAAAUUGAGCGAGAAAAAGAACGAAAUCAGCGUCUUCUGAAUCGUGCUGGUCAGUUGGAAAAACAAAUCAAAGUCCUUAUUGACGAUAGUGUGGCUCUCCUGAAAGCCCGAAUGAAUGAACUCGGCAUCAGCACAACCAGUCAAAACGAUCUGCUAUGUAAAGCGAAAGAAAUCGUUGGUCGCCAUAAAGAGCUGCAAGUUAUGGCUGCUAAGUUGCAAAAUCAAGUGACAUCGAUUGAACAAGAACAGAAACGCUUGGUAAUUCAGCAUGUGCAGAGGAUAGCGGAUAAAUACAUCAAAACAGAGGAUGUCGAAAUGACCCCUAAAACGUCGCAUGAAUUGGUACUCAAAGAAAUUGCCAAUACUUUGUCGCAAAGGAAAAAGUUAUAUGCUCAGGUUUCUUCUAUGGAGAACGAACUGAACGUGAUCGAAAAACUCGCAGAAGAACGAAAAUCUGCUGCAUCACUUUCAACGACAAUUAUCACACAUCAACGAAGCGACCAGUCAUUACAACAAUCAUCACACCACAAUCAACAUCGAGAUCAACACAACUCUCGAGAACAACUUCAUCAGCGUGGUGAAGAACUCAGACGCGAUGUCCACCACUCAGUUCAGUCCCAGUCUCAAACUGCUUCAGUUACUGUACAUGUUUCACAGCCGCCUCCCUCAAAGCAUAGUUCCGGAUCGUCGAAAUCUCAACGAAAGUCUCGUGAGAAUCGUACAAGAUCUCAAGAAUGGCCCGAAAUUCCGGACAUUGGGAAAAUCGAAGAAAAUAACCCAGAAAUACUGGCUCAAAAGAUACUUGAAACCGGUCGACAGAUUGAAGCUGGCAAAUUGCUAGCCAACAGUGCUAAUAAACAUCAAAAGGAGCGGGAAAGUAAAAACCAUCAUCUACAACAACAAUAUCAACAAGCACAAUUGACACAUCAGCUUACUAACCAUCCUCAUCCUGCUGAUGCUGCGUUGAUGCCUGCCCCUGCAACUCUAAGCAAGUCGCACCACCGUAGCAACAAUAGCGCAAACUCUACUGCCAAUGUAAGCAUACCCAAAACUUAUGUACCUGGUCCACCCACUGCUGGAGAAUUGGUAGGCGCGCCGGCAGGUGGCAGCUCAACAAGCAUAAAAUCUGAAUCGCGCACCAAGCUGCAAGAUUCGCACAAGGUGGUUAAUUUUGAGGAUCGCUUGAAAAGUAUUAUCACUUCGGUUUUACAGGCACCUCCGAAAACUAUCGGCGCUGGAGGACUGUCGCAACAACAGCAACCCCCACCUCACCAAGGUUCGUCGCAACAUCAUAUGCGGGAAGCAUCACAACCAAUGCUUCUCGGUCAUGGAGAACACGUAUCGCCUACGAAGUCAUCAUCGUCGUACGGGAAAACAGUAUACCUUUCAUCCGGUCAACCACCGCCUCCUCCUAGUUCGAUGCACAACUCUCUACACGACAUGGGCCCGCGAAGUGGUGGAAACCAACAUCAUCUACCUCAUCCUUCUACCAGUGGUCCAUCUUCUCAGCCACCGAGCCAAUUCUCAACGUUGAUGAAUGCUGUCACAUCUGCGCUUCAUCUGAAUGCCACCACUACCAUCACUUCGUCUCCCAUAUCGCCGUACAAAGGUCACGGUUCUAGCCAAAGUACGAAAAUAUCUCCGAGUUCCAAGUACUACCAGAAAUCAAUGCCAAUCAACCAUCAUUCCCCAGGUGCCAACAGUACGCAUCAACAGAUCCUGCAACAACAAGAACGAGAACGGGACCUACGCCAAACGCAAAUGGCCAUGCACUACGGAACCCAUAGCGGCCAAUCCCAUCACAACGUUGUGGAUCCUCACUUAAUACAUCGAAGUGCAUUAGAAAGCAAAAUGGAAUUCAAGGCACCGGAGCAAUUUCGCUACGACCAUCGUAAUCCAAUCGAGCCCUCCGUUAUGGGUAAUCAAAAUCAUUCGCGAAGUUCAUCGAACACAUCUCUGGAAGGCGAUUAUCCACCUGCUGGGGCGAACGUGCGCUAUAUCAAUGUACCAACAAACUCUCAACAACAGCAGUCUCAGCAAAUGCAGCUACAGCAGCAGCAUCCGUCCGGAGGUAACAACUCUCGACCGGGAUCAUCAUCAUCUCAGCCGGAUUACACACAAGUGUCACCGGCUAAGAUGGCCCUAAGGCGCCAUCUAUCUCAAGAGAAACUCACUCACCCGUUGCCCCCGUCCUCGUCUAGCACGGUAAAAACAAUUGGUGAUUUGGUAAAUGGAGAAAUCGAACGAACACUGGAGAUCUCCAACCAGUCGAUCAUUAACGCCGCAGUGAACAUGAGCACGGCAGGUCCAGCCGGCCACACUGUGAUAAACACAAACGUGCAACGACCGGAACGGGUUAGCAUACGGGUAAUGGAGGAAGCCACUCUUAAUGGCAGUGGCCAAGUGUCAUCUUACAGCCCAGUUUCACGUCCAAACAGUAGAGAUAUGAAUAAAUCCCCCAUACAUCUCCAUGGUCAAAGUAAUUUGGCCACGCUGGCACAAGUGGCUACCUACAGUCAUAAAAAGUCAUCAUCAUCCUCGUCAUCAUCUUCAUCGGCAACCAUUUCACCUCGUGGAGGGCUUGCACAACAGCAGCAGGUGGAUAGUCGAAGUCAUUCCGCAUCUCAACAACAAUAUUCACAAGGAACGUCGCACACCUCAGUCGUGUACCAACCGACACGGGGAGAGAAAACAUCCUUUUCGUCAACAGAACGCUCGGGGGUUGAACCGCCAUAUAUGGCACUCCCUCGGGCUGACAUAAAACCACACCUGGAUUCGUACUUCAUUGACGAGCAUAAGCGACAACAACAGCAGCAGCAGCAACAACAACAACAGCAUCAAUUGCACAGACAGGAACCCGUCGCGGUUGGAUCACACCAUCAUCCGCCGACAUCGCAACAUCAAACUGGUACCGGUAUGCGGGCAAUGGGUGACAUGUAUCAUCGAAGUCUUGCGGUGAGCUCUAUGGACCAGGCUCAUACGAGGAGGGAGCCGAUGGCUUCCCAAGCGAUAGACGAACGGAUGAACGGCAGUCCACCGCUGGAAGGGUUGGCGGCCUCACUACGAGCCCGGGUGAUCGCCCAGUUGAAUAGUAAAGAUGAAGACGUUGAACGACAUCGGCGGCCGGAUCUAGCUGCACCAAUGCACACAGUACCUACUAACAACAAUGCCAUUCAGCUAGUACAAACUCCACACAUUAAACCUGAAAAAUAUUCGGCCGGGAUGAAGCGUACGUCACCCAUUAUCGAAAAUCCUCCGAGACCAUCGAAAAUGUUGUACACCGACUGCUCGGAUGCAAUGAUCAAUUCCGACUUGCUGCACGGCGGCAGGAGCGGGUCGGGCCCCUCUCGUGGCAUGGGACCGCUGAUGAGUCCAGAAAUUAACUCACUUUCCGCCGUUGACGAUCGGCAGCACCUGUUGCGACACGGCAGAAACGACGUAGACGACGACGUGGGAGACGAUGAGUCCAGUUGGCACGAUCGGGUGAGUUCGGGAUUCGACCGGCUGGUAGCAUUCGCUUCAACAGAGCUGGAUAAAACGCGUCGCUCCAACGAGGACGCUCCACCAUCGUCGACUAGUUGCACUACCUCACCUGAUUCCGGUAUCAACCAGAGUGACCACAGUCGCACCUUCCUUUCGUCGUCGUCUUCCUCAUCUCAGCUAGAUGUUCCGCCUAGUAGUUCAAGUGCCGGUAGCGGCAGCAGCGUAAGUAGUGGCCUAAUGAAACACGUUGUGCCAAUAAUUAAAUCCUCACCUGCGGAACCGGUAGAAAGUCCACCACUCUCAGAUGUAGGGCUUCCACGAACACCGAGUCCGUCGUCUAGUCCUCCCCUUUUGUACCAAUCUACGUCGGGCUUGCCCACUGCAGCACAAAACCUAUUGCAUAGUGGAAGCAAUUUGAAGAUUCCUUUGAAAUAUCAACGGCAGUCUAAGGUCCCAUCGGAAAAGCACUACAAGAAGAAAUUCCGAGAACGCAACUGGGAAGAGUACGAAGAAAGCAUCGGUGGAAGACUCAGCUCAACCGGUAGUGCAGAACCAUUGGAUCCGGACUAUGCGGAUGGUUUCGGAAAUACGGGCACAGCCAACCCGAUCAGUGGUACCGUCACUAUGGGGCUGGGCAACGUAAAUGCUCUGGAAAACGCUCAACACAGCGACAACCUUCUGCUCCACCACCACAAACACAAAUCAGCCAAGUUUCGUCCCAAGGGCAAAGACUGGAACUGGGAUGAUGAACAUUCGAACACGUCUUCGUCCAGCUCACACCGACAUCGCUCGGGGAACACUCCAACGUAAUCGGUCUAGCACAGAGAUCAAUACACUGCGCUAUCUCUUUGAAGUGGAAAUCUUUUGUUGUUAGAUUGUAUAUUGUUUACGAAACCCAGUUAGGGUUCAGAUUUAGUUCACUACGGUCAUUGUAUGUAGGAAUUAUUAGUUAAAAUAUAUCGCGUUUUAGUUAUAUUUUAUGACACGUUUCAACUGCUCAAUAUAAAAGUGUAAUAAAUCCUGCCGUAACUAAAGUAAA
Messenger RNA from Armigeres subalbatus, 7497 nucleotides. It is a transcript of the gene gpp, whose product is annotated as histone-lysine N-methyltransferase, H3 lysine-79 specific. The coding region runs from base 1308 to 7268 and encodes 1986 amino acids. NCBI's taxonomy places the organism in Eukaryota, Metazoa, Arthropoda, Insecta, Diptera, Culicidae. Gene Ontology annotation, cellular component: nucleus. Gene Ontology annotation, molecular function: histone H3K79 methyltransferase activity. The record is from RefSeq and is a predicted model, not a curated record. The transcript is spliced from 8 exons. Gene Ontology annotation, biological process: DNA damage checkpoint signaling; regulation of transcription regulatory region DNA binding; DNA repair.